UCCCUCCCUCUCUCCAACCUCCAUCAAUGGCGGCUGACGCUGUAAACAUCAAAAAUCCUACUUUAGCACACUUCAACUCCGCCCUCCUAAAUCACUAACUAUUUCCGAUUAAAUGAGAAAUAGUGCGACAGCUAAAUCAGAGAUCAAAUGUCAUUCCUCAGCCCCAAAUCGCUGGCGGCGCUGGUGGAAUCCGCCGUCUCUGCCCAAUCCCCACGCCUCGGCCGAGCCGCCCACGCCCGAAUCGUCAAAACCCUAGGCGUAGCUCUAGAGGCAUUCCUUUCCAAUCACCUCAUCCACAUGUAUUCUAAACUCGAUCGGCCCGAUUCGGCCCGAGCGGUCCUCUCCCUCACAAGCCCCGAAUUCCGCUCCGUCGUCACAUGGACCUCCCUCAUCGCCGGCGAUGUUGGGAACGGCCACUACCCCUCUGCCAUCUCCACUUUCGCCACAAUGCGCCGCGACGGCCUCCAGCCCAACGAUUUCACCUUCCCUUGCUUGUUCAAAGCGGCGGCGGGGCUCCACGCGCCGUUCCUCGGUAAGCAGCUCCACGCCCUCGCGGUGAAGCUGCUCCUUAUCGGCGAUGCGUUCGUCGCGUGCAGCGCGUUCGACAUGUACAGCAAGACGAGGCUUUUAUUCGACGCGGACAAACUGUUUGAUCAAAUGUCGCAGAGAAACAUAGCCAUGUGGAACGCGAGCAUUUCGAAUUCGGUGUUAAACGGAAAGCCGCGUGAGGGGAUUUUUAGGUUUCUGGAGCUCCUCCGCAGCGACGAGGCUGCUCCGAAUUCAAUUUCCUUCUGUGCUUUCUUGAAUGCGUGCUCGGAUGGACGGUUCUUGGCUCAAGGGCGGCAGUUGCACGGAUAUCUGAUCAAAGGGGGGCAUGAAGGUGACGUCUCCGUGGGAAAUGGGCUGGUCGACUUCUAUGGGAAAUGUGGCGAAGUUGGCUUCUCGGAGAAAGUGUUUGAGAAGAUGAGCGAGCGUAAUAAGGUUUCUUGGGGUUCUAUGUUGGCUGUGUUUGAACAAAAUGAUAUGGGAGAGAUGGCUUGCGCCUUAUUUCUGAAGAUACGAAGGGCGGGAGUUGAGCCUACGGACUUCAUGGUCUCGAGUGUGCUCAGUGCGUGCGCAAGCCUGGCUGCGCUUGAGACAGGUAGACUGGCUCAUGGUUUAGCAGUGAAGGCUUGUGUUGAUGAAAAUAUAUUCGUUGGGAGCGCGUUGGUGGACAUGUAUGGGAAGUGUGGGAGCAUCGAGGAUUGUGAGAGGGUAUUUUUUGCGCUGCCUAGGAGGAACUUGGUGUGUUGGAACGCGUUGAUUGGUGGAUACGCUCAUCAAGGGCGUGCAGACAUGGCGUUAGGGAUGUUCAGGGAAAUGAUUGAGAGGAGGGACUCGGAAGGCUUGGUGCCUAACUAUGUCACCUUCGUAUGUGUGUUGAGUGCUUGCAGUAGAGGGGGGAUGGUGGAGGUCGGGAUGGAGGUGUUCAACUCCAUGAGGGAGAAGCACGGUGUCGAGCCCAGGGCAGAGCAUUACGCAUGUGUAGUGGAUAUGCUAGGCCGGGCUGGGCUGGUCGAACGGGCCUAUCAAGCCAUCAAGGAGAUGAGAGUUAAACCUACAAUCUCUAUAUGGGGAGCUCUACUAAAUGCUUGUAAAAUGCAUGGUAAGCCAGAGCUAGGCAAGAUUGCAGCUGAGAAUCUGUUCAAACUCGACCCACAAGACUCGGGGAACCACGUUGUCCUCUCAAACAUGCUUGCCGCAGCGGGGAGGUGGGACGAGGCCAACGUGGUGAGGGAGGAGAUGAAGGAGGUGGGGAUCAAGAAAGGGGCAGGAUGCAGUUGGAUAUCUGUGAAGAACGAUGUCCAUGUCUUUCAAGCAAAGGAUGCAUCACAUAGUCGAAACGCUGAGAUUCAAGCGAUGCUAGGUAAACUGAAGCACGACCUCAAGGCUGCUGGUUACGUACCUGACACGAAGAUGGCUCUGUACGACUUGGAGGACGAGGAAAAGGAGUCAGAGGUGUGGUACCACAGUGAGAAGCUCGCACUUGCUUUUGGCCUCAUCGCGCUCCCUCCUGGCGUCCCUAUAAGGAUCACCAAGAAUCUUAGGAUCUGUGUGGAUUGUCACAGUGCUAUGAAGUUUAUAUCAAGAAUUGUUGGCAGAGAGAUUAUAGUGAGAGAUAACAACCGCUUUCAUCGCUUUGUGGAUAACCAGUGCUCAUGUGGUGAUUAUUGGUGAACACAUUUGAUACUAAAUUAUUGACAAUUUGACGUUGAGUUCUUGACAAGAAUAUAGAGCUCGGGCCAUAAACUACUCAGCUUCUUCGUCAACAUCAACCUGGUUCAACUUUCAAGAGUAUCAUGAAUCCUGAUGAUUGGGAGCUCAAAUUGAGAGAACCUGACACUGUAAUAUAAAGUGGAUUGAUUGCCACACAUAAAUUUUUGUAUGAGAAAUUCAUUCCUUUUUUC
Messenger RNA from Salvia hispanica, 2447 nucleotides. NCBI's taxonomy places the organism in Eukaryota, Viridiplantae, Streptophyta, Magnoliopsida, Lamiales, Lamiaceae. The record is from RefSeq and is a predicted model, not a curated record.